CUACACCUGCUCAAAUUGACGCUCGGGAUAGGAUCGGACGGAGCUAGAUCCUGUGCUGCGCUUUUAACGGUGCGUGAUAGGAAAGAAAUAAGCAAAGUGAACAGCAAAACCGAUCAAAAUGAAGUGUUUCCUGCUCGUUACGCUUCUCACCCUGUCGCUGGCAAAUGCGCACCUGUUCAAGAAAAAGCUCGUCUUAACGUCCGAAUCUGACGGAGGGCAUGGCGGCGGCGGUGGAGGCAGCUUUUCAUUGGGUGGCGGAAGCUUUGGCCUUUCCUUCGGUGGUGGACUAGGAGGUGGUGGUGGUGGAGGUGGCAGUCACGGAGGCUCUACUGGAGGAGGCUAUGGUGGCGCAUCUGGUGGACCUGGUUACUCCAGUGGAGGAUACGGAGGAGGUGCGCCAAGUCAUUCCGGCGGUUCCGGUGGUGCCGGCAGCGGUGCAUUUGCAAACGCUAGUGCUAGUGCAAGUGCCAAUGCCGGUGGUGUUUCUGGAGGACAUUCGGGACAGGGUGAUUAUUCCGGUUACGGAUCGGCUCCAGCGGGAUCUGCUGGACAUGGACAUCAUGGUGGCUAUGGUGGAAAUGGUGGUUAUAGUGGUGGUGGUAGCGGUGGAUCUGUUGGUGGACAUUCAGUGCAUACUCCUUCGGAUCAUCUUACUCCUCCGGCCCAGUCCAGCAGUAACGGUGGCUACCAAGGAUCGGGUGGCGCUUCUCACGGCUACUCCAACAGUUUCGCCAAUGCCGGAGCAGCUGCAGGAGCACACGCUGGAGCUCCGCAAGGAUCUGCUGGCGGAUCUUAUCAUGGUGGAUCACAACCGGUAGGAGCACCAUCCGGUGGACACGGUGGCCAUGGUGGCCACGGAGGAGGCCAUGGUUUCACGAAACAAAUCACCAUCACCAAGCAUGUCGAUCAAAGUCCUCCACCGCGCCCGAUUGUGAUUGAAAAGCCCGUACCUGUGCCGGUUGAUCGUCCCUAUCCGGUGUACAUCGAAAAGGAGGUACCGGUGACUGUGGUGAAAGAGGUCCCAGUGCACUCCGGUGGUGGUGGUGGUAGUGGUGGUUAUGGAGGCGGUGCCGGACACUCCAGUGCAAGUGCUAGUGCAAGUGCGCACGCUAGUGCAAGUGCAGGAAGCUUCGGCGGUGGUUACGGUGGCUCCAACGGUGGUGGCUAUGGUGGUGGUGGAGGUGGUAGCGGAAAUGUUGGCGGAGGUUACGGUGGUGGACAUGGAGCAGGAGGUAGUGGCGGUUAUAGCAGUGGGGGUCAUGGUGGAGGCCACGGUGGCGCAUCGUUUACCAAGACGAUUACGCUGGAGAAAACCUUCAACAAACACAAACACCAUCUACAUCAUCAUGGAUGGUAGGCUGAGGAGUGAUAGAGUUGGUUACGUUUGAAAAAGGGUGGAAAUUUAUGAUGACAUGUUGAAAAUUUUCACCCUCAUUCGAUUGCCGAGCGAAAAGCUUUACUGAUGUAUUAAACCUAUUUCUAACGAGUGUGAAGAUCAUUCGAAAAAUAAAAAAGACGCUAAUAGAUUAGA
Anopheles arabiensis is the source of this 1531-nucleotide messenger RNA. Its product is annotated as glycine-rich cell wall structural protein 1.0-like. The record is from RefSeq and is a predicted model, not a curated record. Bases 119 to 1357 code for a protein of 412 amino acids. Lineage: Eukaryota; Metazoa; Arthropoda; Insecta; Diptera; Culicidae. The transcript has 2 exons.